AUGAGUUCUCUACCUGUUGUCGCUCGCGAUCCCCACCGUCGGCCACAUGGCCCUCGGUCGAAAAACGGCUGCUUGACCUGCAAACGUCGGAAAGUGCGAUGCAAUGAACUCCGACCUCGAUGUUAUCAUUGUCAACGUUUGAACUUGGAAUGCGUGUGGAAGGAUACCGAGCCGCACCCACAGGCCCCCUUGCAGAAUAUCGACGCGGGAGAUCCUUUCAAGUCCAAUGUUGCGGCUUUGGAAGCCAACAAGCUGUCUCCUCCUUCUCAUUUCCUUGAUCUUACUUCCUCCAUGGUGGCCCCAACAGCAAGCUUUUCCAUGUUUCAGAAUGUCUAUUUCCCUGACUUCGGUGAUUUUACUACAUCGGGUCCUACCUUCUACGAACGCGCGCCAUCUGCCGACGGAAAUUCCCCGAAUUCACCCCUUGCUCCACGACAGUCACCACAAUCCCCUGUCGCCAAAACGGAUGUUGAAAGCUCAUUGAAUCUGCAUCUGCCGCCGAUCCUCGACCCUGUGGAGAACGGCCCACGAUGCGCGUCUGCACGGGAACUUCUGGAGAGUAUGGCACAAUCUUCGCCGAUGCUUCGCUCUUCGAUCGCAGCGUUCGAAGCUAUACAAUCUGGUAGUACAGGGACGAAUAUGGUGUACCAGCAACACUAUGAUAACGCUGCCACUACAUUGUCCCAAACGUUUCAUGAAACUAUGGGGCAAACGAUAGUCAACAAUAAUGAACUCAGAUAUGUUCUGGCCACGAUCUUUUUCCUCACAUACAUAAAUCUUCUGACUUCUCGGCUGGACCUAGCCUACUCAAAUCUUGCCAAGGCGCAUAGCGCCCUGCAAUCAUCGGAGAAAAACGGUCUAGGUUCCACAGAACUCAGAAUCCUAUCUUGGAUUCGACUUUUAGAUGCCCGCGCAGCAUCGGCAGGUGGUGAAGGAAUCUUGGUCAAUGACACAUCUGGAAUCUACAUGUCACCCCCGAACUCGACUUCUGCAGGUUCCCCGCCGCAAAACCCGGGUCCAUCCGCGAGUUCCGGAGCGCACGAGGUGAUUUAUGAUUUACUAUGCCAGCCGGGGAUAGCGUUCUUCCAGGAAGUCCAGACCAUCACGGGACGCAUCACUCGAAUUGCUCAUAAUCAUCGCAGUCGAGGGAGCGUGGAGGAUGAGACUGAGGUGAUGGCUAUCGCUGCUGAUAUUAUGACAGAUCUGAGCUCCUUGUACGACCGACGGCCACCUCUUACAGAUCAUGCCGUGGCUGGAAAUAUUAGUAGUGAUACUCUGGCCGAGCCGCUUGCGUCUACUAUCGUUCGCUCAUUCCAGACGUAUCUUGCUAACUUUUACGCCUGCUAUAUCCACCUGCAUCGGGUCGCACAUCGCCAUUUGGUUCGCUCCAAAGCAGCUGACACAGCCUUGUGCAAGAUCAAGGAAAUGGUACAUUUCAUGGUUAACAAUAAUGAGUCUUUACCGGUCAAUAUGUUAUGGCCUCUAUUUCUCUGGGGAACCGAGGAAGAAGACUACGACGAAUUUCAGUGGAUUCUUGACACUAUUCGUGGUCUUCAACAUGUUUUUAGUAACGCGAAUAUGACUGCCGAUGUACUCCAAGAGACACAGAGGAGGCAGCGUGAGGGAGGAAAGCGAGUGGACAUUCGGUCCGUGUGUCUGGAAUUGUUCUACACCACAUUCGCAAUUGUUUGA
Molecule: messenger RNA, 1692 nt
Organism: Penicillium paradoxum
Lineage: Eukaryota; Fungi; Ascomycota; Eurotiomycetes; Eurotiales; Aspergillaceae
Product: Zn(II)2Cys6 transcription factor
Exons: 3
Coding region: 1-1692 (563 amino acids)
Biological process (GO): positive regulation of transcription by RNA polymerase II
Cellular component (GO): nucleus
Molecular function (GO): zinc ion binding; transcription cis-regulatory region binding; DNA-binding transcription factor activity, RNA polymerase II-specific
Source: RefSeq, a predicted model, not a curated record